UCGUCUGCUAGCUGCAGUCGUCGCAACGGGUCUACCAGCGCGGUUCCACAAGAACCUUUCCACUCGCCCGGACAAAUAAUUCCCACAAAAAUUGUCCAUUUCUGGAGCAGAAUUCGGAAUUUUUUCUCCAAGGGGCGAGUGAUUUUUGCCUGGAACCAGCACUGAGCAGACGGCGAGCUUUUUCCUUACUUUGGAGAGGUUUAGACGGGUACAUGUAGAUCGAGUCAGGAAUUCGUCGGGUCGUCGUUCGGGGGUAUUUUUGUGUGCAGAAACGGCAAAUGAGGGCAUGAAAUUGGAAGCUUUUGCUGAACUUUGCCGCAUUUUUAGCGGCCAGAACUCUGCACCUAGGAUCCCUUCACCAAUGAUGUGGAGAUGGGGAGUAGUUGUAAUUUUUCUGGCUGUUCUUGGAUCAAGUACAGCACAGCAGAAUGACUGUCGAAGAACAUGUGCAUAUUGCAGUUGUAAAGGACGACAGGGAAAGAGGGGAGACCCUGGCCCUGUUGGACCAGAGGGAAACAGGGGAACCCUAGGCAUCCAAGGCUACCGGGGUGUACAAGGGCCCAAGGGUGAUAGAGGUGAUCCUGGAGCUGUGGGACCUAGAGGUCAGAAGGGUGACCAGGGAAUGAUGGGUGUUCCGGGAUUUCCGGGGUUAGAUGGGUAUACAGGCUUGCCUGGCCCUAAAGGCCCGUAUGGUAACCCAGGUGUCCCAGGAUGCAAUGGUUCAGUGGGAGAGUCUGGUGUUCCAGGAAGGGGAGGUUACGGACCAGUAGGUCGACCGGGUUUCAACGGCCCCAAAGGAAGCAAGGGUGAACCAGCGCCUUAUUCCCCAGCCAUUACAGGUGCACGAGGUGAACCUGGUUCUGAUGGAAAUGAUGGCCGACGUGGCCCAAGUGGAAACCCAGGGCGUCAAGGCCAGCCAGGAGUCCGAGGCCCCAAAGGAUUUCAGGGUCCGGAAGGUUACGCAGGAGGUCGGGGUGACCCUGGAGCAAACUCACCAGGCUACAAAGGAGCUAACGGAGAACCUGGUCCUCCAGGUCCCAAGGGCAAAGGGGCCAUUCCACCCGGCGGAUUGAAGCCUGGCAUCAAAGGAACCCCUGGAGCUCCUGGAGAGAAAGGUGACCGAGGACCAAAGGGUCAGUUUGGUAUACCCGGAGAUCGAGGUGACCCUGGAGAUACUGGGCGAAAGGGUGAAAAAGGGUUCCUUGGCAUGAAAGGAGAGAAGGGAGUUCUUGGCAUAGCUGGACCACGGGGGCCUAUUGGCUAUGAAGGUCUUCCUGGUACCCCAGGAUUCCGUGGAGAACGAGGGUAUGGCGGAAGUAGGGGCCAAGAUGGAGUACCAGGAUACAAGGGUAUACCAGGAGAUGCAGGAGAAGAAGGACCUCAGGGACCAAAGGGAGACCCAGCAAGACCAGAUGAGAUUGGGCCCGGACCAAGGGGACUGCCCGGACCCCCUGGGAACCCAGGCCCGCCAGGUUGGCCUGGGGUCCGGGGUGCCGUUGGUGAUCCUGGCGAGGAAGGUUUGUCAGGGCGACUGGGUGACAUCGGUGCCCCAGGACCAGAGGGACCGCGGGGGCUCAGCCGCGACGGCCAAACAGGGGAGCGAGGAGUGGAAGGCAUCCCAGGGAAACAAGGCGGUCAAGGCCGGCCUGGAGAGACUGGAUCAAAGGGUCAACCAGGAGACAAGGGUGCUCCAGGAUUUCCCAGAGCUGGCGAGCCAGGCAUGGAUGGAUCACCAGGCAGGGUUGGACAGUCGGGAGCCAAGGGUGUCCAGGGAGCUCGAGGCCCACCCGGUCCACCGGGCACCACACCAUCUGGAGAGGAAAUUGUGGGACCAGAUGGCGAACGAGGAUCCAGAGGACCCAAGGGUGUGCAGGGGGCUACAGGCCCUCAAGGUCCACCUGGCACCAAAGGAUUCCCAGGUCGGCCGGCAGCACCAUGCCCACUCUGUCCCCAGGGUGACAAAGGCGUACCCGGUGAGAUUGGAUUCCCUGGCGUCGAGGGACGAUUUGGCCCAGAUGGAGCAAGGGGUCCCCCUGGUCAACCUGGUGCCAAUGGUGAGCAGGGUUUCCCAGGAAGGCAGGGACAACCAGGCUUCCAGGGAUUAAGGGGACUAAAGGGAGAUAAGGGAGAAAUUGGUGAGCAAGGAACGCCAGGCCGUACUAUUCCCCUCAGAGGUUUUAGGGGAGAACCAGGAGAGAUAGGAGAGAAGGGUCAAGUGGGUUUCCCUGGAGAACAAGGCAGUGCGGCCCCCUUCAAUUUGAACCUGUUCAGGAACCUAACGCAGGAGGGUGAAUCCGGAGAGAAGGGACGCAAAGGUGCAAGUGGUACCCCUGGUGCCCCAGGCCCAGCUGGUGAAGAUGGUCCCGAUGGAGAGAGUCGUAAUGGGCCCAGGGGUCCCAAAGGUGCCAGAGGUGAACCAGGCAGCUUUGGAAUUCCAGGCUUCAAAGGAGAUAAGGGAGAACGAGCGGAGGACGUGGACGUGGAACAACCAAUACCAGGGCCUCGGGGUGACCCAGGGCCUCGGGGUGCCAAGGGACUUAAAGGUUUCCCCGGUGCCUCUGGACAGACUGGUUUCCCGGGGAACUUUGGAGAAGAAGGUUUCAAAGGAACCAAAGGUGCUCCAGGAUUCCCCGGUGUUCCGUCAUUCCCUGGUCCCAAAGGCUUCCCGGGACCGCGCGGUGACAAGGGCUUCAUAGGGUUGCAAGGUGAGAUUGGACGGCCAGGCCGGCAAGGCCCACCUGGUGAGCCAGGCUUCCCUGGAAGGAGGGGCAUGGGUGGAGAUCAAGGGGAGGAUGGACAGUCAGGCUCCACGGGUCCUGUAGGCUUCCCCGGCGAAGAAGGACUCCUAGGGAACAAGGGAGUGAAUGGAUUCAACGGCGUUCCAGGCCAGCCUGGGUUUCCAGGCUUCCGAGGGCUUGUAGGUGAUCAAGGUGAUGCAGGCCCUAGCGGCCCUCAAGGAGAGAAAGGACUGAGGGGACCCAAUGGCUUUGGUUUCCCCGGUAGACAAGGUCCUCCUGGCAGAGAUGGCAAUCCUGGAUCCAAAGGUCUGCAAGGUGUUCAGGGCCCCCCUGGUGAGAGAGGGGUCUUUGGUGGUAUUGGAGCCAAUGGUGACAGGGGUGAGGAGGGGAUACCCGGUGAGAGAGGAAAUCGGGGUCAACCUGGUGAGAAGGGCUUCCCCGGUCGCUUUGGCAGGCCUGGUGUGUUCGGUGCUCGCGGUGAGCUGGGGAGUCCAGGUGUGGACGGUCCAUCCGGGAAUCAGGGCUCUAAGGGGAACCCUGGAUUCCCAGGCUUUGGAGGCCGACCUGGUGAGCCUGGCUUACGGGGUCUGCCUGGGCAAGAUGGUGCACCCGGGGAACCAGGUGAGGGAGGUGACCCUGGACGUCCAGGCUUCUUUGGUCUCUUUGGUGACCCUGGAGAUGUCGGAGAUAUUGGAGAACCAGGGGAGGACGGCGCUGAUGGACUGAUUGGACCCCUCGGUCAAGACGGCCGACCAGGACCUCCAGGAUUCACGGGUCCAGUAGGUGACAGAGGUGCAUCAGGACAGAAGGGCGCGACAGGUGCUCAGGGUGGACCAGGUGAACCGGGCGAGCCAGGCAACGUUGGCCUGGAUGGCCAACAGGGGGAGACAGGUGCACAAGGUCUGACGGGAUUCCCUGGCAUCAGGGGAAUUGAGGGAGAGCAGGGCUUGAUUGGAACACCAGGCCCUAAAGGUCAACGAGGACCAUCUGGAAACAAAGGUGGCACUGGUGUCCCAGGUCCCCAGGGCCCAUUUGGUGUGACUGGUCCCCCUGGCGAUGCUGGCAACCAGGGUCCAAGGGGUAGCAAAGGAGAAUCCUUCAAUCCUAAUGACAUUAAGGAACCGAGUUCCGGUGAGAAGGGUGCCAAGGGAGAAAAGGGAGACCAAGGACCCCGUGGACUGAAUGGGCAGAGGGGAGAUGUCGGAGACCCAGGAUCUGAUGGAGAACAAGGCAAUCCAGGCUACGAUGGCUACGAUGGCUUCAAUGGAAACACAGGUGCAAGAGGUGAACCAGGUCUCCCAGGACUUUUUGGUAUCGAUGGCCCUCCAGGAAUGACUGGAGAUGAUGGCAAUCCUGGAGUUAAAGGGCGGCAGGGUAUACCAGGUCCAGAAGGUCCCAAGGGGGCAGAGGGCUUCCGUGGGUUCUCUGGGUUCCCUGGCUCAUCAGGCAACCCGGGACGCCCAGGCCAAAAAGGUGGACAGGGCAUUAAAGGCUUCCCUGGUUUACCAGGAAACCCUGGUGUCCCUGCAUUUGUUGCCCCACAAGGAGAACCAGGCAGCAUUGGACCCCAAGGCCCAGAUGGUGCCAGAGGUGACCUUGGUCGACCGGGUCAGACAGGUUUCCCUGGCUUCAGCGGUGUCAAGGGACAGAAGGGAGAUCGUGGACCAAUUGGACCAAUUACCCCACCCGUCGUGAGCCCCCGUGGCCCCAAAGGUGAACCAGGAGUACCAGGACGGCCAGGACUGAAGGGCAGAAUCGGGGAUAUUGGCUUCCCUGGUGACUUUGGAGAUCAAGGUCCGCAAGGAGAGAAGGGCUACCCAGGCUACCCAGGAAGGCGUGGCAGGCCAGGUCUGCCUGGUUCCAAUGGCCCCAAAGGUAUGCCCGGUGAACGGCCUGAAACCGAGAAGGGGGUCAAGGGUAGCAGAGGUGACCCCGGACCCCUUGGUAUCCCCGGACGACCGGGCUCCCCGGGAUUCCCAGGAGUGGGUGGAUUUGCCGGUCCAUCAGGAAUGAAAGGGGAUAAUGGAGACCGUGGCAUUCCUGGCGAGAUAGGCUCAAAGGGACAGUCUGGUCCCCAGGGCCUGCGUGGGGACUUUGGUGGACCGGGACCUCAAGGUUCAAAAGGGGAGAAGGGUGUUGCUGGUGACAAGGGUCAGCCAACCUUACCACCACGACCCCUGGGCUUCAUUGUGGUGAAGCACAGCCAAUCCAGGACCAUCCCACGCUGUGAUGCGGGCAUGACGCAGCUGUGGACUGGCUACAGUCUACUGUAUACGGAAGGCAACGAGAAGGCCCAACAUCAGGACCUGGGCCUGGCUGGGUCCUGUCUGCCCAGAUUCAGUACCAUGCCCUAUGUCUUCUGCAACUUCAAUGACAUCUGCAACUACGCCCAGCGCAAUGACAAGUCCUAUUGGCUGGCUACAACCGAGGCUAUUCCCAUGAUGCCUGUGGAGGGCAAUGCAAUCAGGCCGUUCAUCAGCCGCUGUGUGGUCUGUGAGACGCCCACACAGGUCAUUGCCGUGCACAGCCAGGACACGACGCUGCCCGACUGCCCUCGCAACUGGCGCUCGCUGUGGAUUGGAUUCAGCUUUGCUAUGUACACAUCUGCUGGCGCUGAUGGAGGUGGUUCUGCCCUGGCCAGUCCAGGAUCCUGCCUUGAAGACUUCCGGGCCACGCCCUUCAUUGAAUGCAACGGGCGGGGCCGCUGCUUCUUCUACCGCAACACUUACAGCUUCUGGCUGACCACGGUGGACACCAACAACAUGUUCAGACCGCAGGAGUCGCAGACGCUCAAGGCGGGCUCGCUGCGCUCUCGCGUCAGUCGCUGCCAAGUAUGCCAAAAGAUCCUCUAGAUUGAUUUUUUUAAUAUGUCUUCCAUGGGAAAUUUUUUAGCCUUUCCCCAUUUGAAGCAGUAAUAAAUUUCUUGAACAGCAAUUUCAAUCGUCAAUUUUCUAUUCUUUGUCAGAAUUCAUAAGUGCAUUGUCAAAGAGGGCUUCCAUACUGGCGUUGUUUGAAGUUUCUAGUAUAGUUAAAGUCGUAAAAUAAAGCAAUUUCAAUUGUAUAUUCUCAAACUUUUUGGCAUGAUCAGUUUUUUAUCAGGUAAGAAAAUUGCAUAAUGAAAGUUUGUAAGACAGUGUAAAAUCUAAAACCCUCUUUUUGAUACAAAUUAAGUAUCAAUCUGGAUGAUUCGUGUGGCAAACAUUUAGCUGGUUGCCAAUUUGCCGUUGCAAGUGGCAUAUUCCUUAAAGUGUAACAUACUUGUUGAAAUCUGUGGUCAAGGAGGGUAAGUUAUUAAUAAACAGAGAGACUCUGUAUGGGUUACUCUAAAACUUCCCAGCAUUAGGUCUAAAACAUGGAAGUUUUAUCCAACUUUUUAAACCCUUAAAUAAAUGACUUUCAUUCAUCAUGGUGCUAGCUGAUUUGUUUUAGAUGUAAAUGCAUGUUUUAUAAGAUAUAUAUUUGUGUUUUUUCCUCUCUCAUAAUGAUAAUUGCAGUUCUCCACAAUAAAUUCAUGUGUAAUCCCGGUGUAUUUUUAAUCUAGUGUGGCUGUGGUUCUUUUAAAUCUUGUUUCAUCGAUUAGUUUUACAAAUCUAGACUUGUAUUAAUACAGUCAUGUUCACACAUUAGAUAAAACAGAAUAUGCUGCAGUUCUUUUGAGAUUACUUACAAUACUCUCUUGGUACAUUCAGGAGUUAUUAGGAAGAAAUCCGCUAUUGUGCCAAUUAUUUCCAUUUGUGGAUUUUUCCACAUUUGGGAGUCUUGUGAUGGGUGUUGUGUUGUUUCUCAUUUGUAAAUUAAGGGCUGAGAAACGGUGGCCUAAAGUCUGCUGUAAGUUGGUGACACGUAAGGAGAGCAGUAACAUGAAAAAUGUGAAUCGUAAAAUACAGUGCCUCCAUGUUGAAAAGUCGUCCUCCCAACAUUAAAACCUCUAACCUUCCAAGACAUAAGGAAGUGACAUAUCUUCCUUCCAAGUAUUGAAGGAAGCUGCCUUUGUUGUCAGAAUGGUGUGGGAAAGACGACAAAAUGCCAACAAAAACCAUUAACCUUGGACUGCUGAACAUGCACAUUGUAAUGGCUCACCAAGUGUGUACUUCAAAUUUUCAAAGUGUCGUAUAAUGCAUUGUCCAUCCUUAGCAUCUGGGGUGAAUUCAGUCCCGAUAUUUAUAAAUCUGUUAAUCUGGUUUUGUGUAUUUACGUUGUAUUUUUAUUUGUAGAUGACAUAAUUGGUAACACGUUAUUUGGCAAACUAUUUAAAUGAUAAGAUUUGCAGUAGCAAUAGUUCAGUUAUUAAAAUGCUCUGAGUAAAAAUUAUUGAAAGAGAAAAAAAAAAGACAACUGCCAAGUUGACAUUCACACAGCACAUCUAUCAUUUGAAUUUUGAAAGAAAAUAUUUUUGAUAACAUGGGAAUGCUUGAAUGUUGCUUAAAAAAACAAUCUCGGCUUGAAAAUGAUUACGUUAUGGUCUUCACUGGUAGAACUCAUUAGUGGGUAAUGCCAUGCGUGCCCUUUCUGUAUGGAUAAUAAAUACACUGACAUAUUUCAUAGGUUAAAGAGCAUUAAAUCUAAUGGGGUAAAGUUGAUUUCACA
Acanthaster planci (crown-of-thorns starfish) is the source of this 7325-nucleotide messenger RNA. RefSeq lists its product as uncharacterized. The record is from RefSeq and is a predicted model, not a curated record. Gene Ontology annotation, molecular function: extracellular matrix structural constituent conferring tensile strength. Gene Ontology annotation, biological process: extracellular matrix organization. NCBI's taxonomy places the organism in Eukaryota, Metazoa, Echinodermata, Asteroidea, Valvatida, Acanthasteridae. Gene Ontology annotation, cellular component: collagen trimer.